AUGGUCCUCGAGAUUUUUUCGCACUGCGUGGCGGUCCACAGGCACCGGUUCAAGCUGCGGAUCCUGCGGGACAGCGUGCCGCUGCGGAGUUUGCUGACAGCUUUAACUCCUUCUUUCGACAAGUUUUUGUCUCUUUUUGCUGUCAAGUUCCUCAAGGCCUGCAUUGCCCUCAGAGAUCCUUACGUGGACAAGCAUUUGGUGAAGACGAAGGUUCUGCGGCCCCUGAUAUGGAUGCUGAAGGAAGACUUCUUGUCCCCUUCCUCUUCUUCUCGUCGACUUGGAGGCUCUUUGCUUUCUUGCGCCGUUUUGGACUGUCUUUCUUUCUUAUGUCCUUCGGGGCUGCCGCUGUCCGUGGGGCCCCUGCCUGUACACCUGGGAGGCCAGGGCUGCGCUCUUGUUGCUGCACUCUUCGAAGACCCUCUAACUGCUGCUUGGAUUCAGCAAAUCGAAGCUGCUGCUGCCAAACAAAGAAAGAACCCCUGCCUCGUCUUCCGCGAUCUGAGGGUUUUCUACUGCGGCUCAAGAAUGUCAAGGAGACAGGAAACAGCUGGCAGCAGCAGCAGCAGCAGCAGCAGCAGCGACCUGCCGCAAGGGGAGCCGGAGCAGCAGCAGGCCUUCAGCAGCCUCGGCAGACUCAUCAGGGCUGACCCCCAUAGACAAAAUGUAGACGAUGAUGACUCGUGGUUUUACAACGUGAAAGAUGACGACUCUCCCACAGAGUCCUCGACGACUACCCGCGGGCCGAGGCUAUCUCUCGUCGAUGGCUACGAUGAUGAUGAUGAACAGCAGCAGCAGCAGGGGAACGCCUCUGGCACGGACUUGUGGGCGGGGAACAGCGGCAGCAGCAGCGCAGCAGCAGCAGCAGCAAACCGGCUCAAGAUAAGGCGGCGGCGACGUCGCCCGCUGCGGGGGGACGGAGACAGCAGCAGCAGCAGCAACAGCAGCAGCAGCAGCAGCAGCAGCGACGAGGAAAAGCGGCCGCUCCCGAAGCCGACUUCCCUCAUCGGCGGCAGCAGCAGCAACAGCAACAACGGCAGCAGCAGCAGCAGCAACAGCAGCGUGGACCUAGAUGGUAGCCCCACAGAGGAAUCCUUACUUAGUGUCUUCCCAGAGAAGAUUGCUGCUGCAACAGGCCCGGGGGGAGGGGCCUCAUUGAGUCCUCGUUCUGCAGCAGGAGCAGCAAAAAAGAAACGGAUUGCUGUCAAGAUAGGCAGCAGGCCCGCGUCUAGCGACGACGACAGAGGCAACAGCCCCAGCAGCAGCCCCAGCAGCAGCAACAGCAGCAGCAACAGCACUACGAGCAGCCCCACAUUCUCUCCGGAAGCCGGUAGAGGUUGCGAUGCAGCAGCAGCGGCAGCAGCCGCGACAGCAGCAGCAACAGCAGCUUCCAGCAGCAAAAGCGAAGAACAGAGAGACAAGGGCCCUGCUGAAGCAGCAGAAGGCGAGGGGGAAGCUCUUUCUGAAGGCGUACAGCUGCUGCAGCGAGUGCUGCAGCAAGCUGGCCUUGGCGGGGGAACUGCUGCUGCUGCUGCUGCUGCAGCAGCGGGAGAAGCAGCAGCAGCAGACUCGCAAACUGCUGCCACUAAAAACGGCAACGCUCGUCAGCUGGACUUCCUUAAAGAUCUGCUGGAGGAAGAUGACAGCGACGAGGAGGCUGCUGCUGCACCUGCUGCUGCUGCGCCUGCUGCUGCUGCUGCAGAGGCAGCGCCUGCCGAGCCUAAGCGGAGACGCAUUAAUUAG
Messenger RNA from Eimeria tenella, 1740 nucleotides. RefSeq lists its product as uncharacterized. The transcript is spliced from 9 exons. The record is from RefSeq and is a predicted model, not a curated record. The coding region runs from base 1 to 1740 and encodes 579 amino acids. NCBI's taxonomy places the organism in Eukaryota, Apicomplexa, Conoidasida, Eucoccidiorida, Eimeriidae.